Molecule: messenger RNA, 2667 nt
Organism: Seminavis robusta
Lineage: Eukaryota; Bacillariophyta; Bacillariophyceae; Naviculales; Naviculaceae
Source: the annotation of a GenBank genome assembly
AUGAGCGCAGCUGCAGAGCAAAGAGAUCGUGUGGUACGCUUGAACGAAAGCUUUAGAGUCGCCAAGAUAUUGGGACUACAAGGCUUUUCUCAAGUAGUGGAAGGCGGGCGUGGAGAGAUCAAUGAUGUAUUCUUGUACAAUGCUGUCGCAACGUUCUUGGCGUCCAAGCAUUUCAACGAACGCAGCGGGGAUAUUCUAUCAGAGCUCCCUUCAUUGUUGGGUGGAUGUGAUCUCUACUGGUCCUACGAAUACCGAGACGGGCAGCAGCAAAACCUGGAAGCGGCACGACAACUCCUGGCAGCUUUCGGUUCAGGGCGGGGAGACGUCCACCACCCCCGCCGUCAAGAGGAAAGAGACAUGAAGGUGUUUCAUAUCAUCACUCCGCCUCCGAGCCAGGCCCCCAGCUCAUUGCAAGAGUUGUUGGAAUCCCAAGGAAUCGAGGCGGGCAACUAUCACUCUGCCAUGGGCAUGCCAGAAGUACGGCACGUCACUCACGAUCUAGAACCAAUGGGUGUGUACGGGGCAUAUUGGUCUCGCGUGAGCAAGACUAAUCUUGCCAUGACAGCCGCAUUGGAGACGCCAUACAUUACUGCCGGGACGACCUCUGCCGAGUUGGCCGGUUCCCCUCUGUUUGCUCGGACAAGUCCCGACAACAACGGAGACGCUCGUGCUGCCAUGGUUUACUACAAGAACAUGGGGAUCUCUCAUGUGGCAGUACUCUUCAUCAAGGACAGCUGGGGCAUCAACUAUCACGCCGGCUUGACCAGGUAUGCAAACGAGUUUGGUGUCACUACCGUGGCUUCGUUUGCCUAUGAUACAGACUCGAUCGAGCGCACCAUUGCGGAUCUACAAAAGGCAGGCUACAGACAUAUCUUUGCAAUUAUGCACAGUUGGCGAGACGUGAUACGUGUUGCUUAUGACUACGGGAUUGUUGGGCAACCAGGCUACGUUUGGAUAGCAGCAGAGGGAGGCAAGUGGACAUCAGAGAGCUUUCAGCUUGAUGCUAUCGUAGACGAGGACUUGGCGAGGGCGCUGCACGGAAUUGGGACACUCAACAUUUAUGUGGAGCCGUUUCCGGCUUUUGAUGAAGCCAUGAAAGAGUUUGCUUCCAAUAGCACCCUGCAGCGUGAAUUUGUCGACAUCCACGCCAACGCUGACAUCUUUGAUAACUACACCUUUCCUGAGUAUGCCCCCAAUGGCUUCUCAGAAGCAGCCUACGAUGCCAUCAUUUCUCUAGGUGUGGCAGCCUGCAAUGCCUCCAACAACUUGCCGGAUCAGUUCUCUGGCCCGGAACUCUACGACGUACUCCGAAAAACAGACUUCCUGGGUGUCUCGGGGCACGUCCAAUUCGAUCCAAUCACAGGUUCCAGACUGCCGCAAAAUGUACGCUACAGCAUUGAGUAUGUCACUCGAAGCGAGGAGCGGUCAGACAUGUACUUUGAACGCUUCGAUUCCAACAUUGUUGCCAUUGUGCUGGAUGACAACCUGACUUCCUUGUACCCAUUCGUCUACAAUGACGGCACAACCAAUCUUCCAGCAGCUUUGCCUCCCAUUGCUGAUGUUGAGUUGCACUUACUCUCUGGUGGGGCCCAGGCAGUUGGAUUUUGCCUCGCAGGAUUGGUAAUGCUUUGUUCCGUGGUGUGCUUCGCCUGGACCCUCCGCAAUAAGGAGAAGUACAUAGUACGGGCAGGGCAGCCCUAUUUCCUCUGCCAACUAUGUGUGGGCGCAUUUGUUAUGUGUUCCGCUGUCUUCCCAUGGAGCCUCCCUUUGUCGACUCCAAUACACACCCAUGCCGAACGCAUCAACGACGAUCAUUGGUCCGACGUUGAGAACACGUCCGGGCUCGAUGCUGCCUGCCUCUCGCACCUCUGGCUUAUCGCUGUUGGCUUCAGCAUCGGGAGUUCCGCUUUAGCCUCCAAGUCGUGGCGGUUGAGAAAGCUACUGAAAUCUGGAGCAAAUAUGCGGCGUGUCGAAAUCAAAAUCAGUGAAUGUAUGCAUCCCUUGUAUGUUAGUCUCACCGUCAACAUUGGGCUGAUGUCCUGCAUCACGGGACUUUCACCACUUCGCUAUGAACGGGUGCUGAUGGACGACUAUGACAGUUUUGGUCGCAGCGUUGAAUCCUAUGGUGGCUGCAAGCCUGCGAGUGACAAAUUCUACCUCUUCGGUGGGGCGCUGUUGAUCCUAAACUUUCUGGGGGUCCUGCUCGUCGCAAGGGAAGCAUACAAAAGUCGCAAUGCACCAGCGGAUUUCACUGACGCCUACUUUCUAUCCUUGGCCAUGUUGAGUCUCCUAGAGAUUCUCAUUUUGGGAGGACCAAUUUUACUUCUUGCGGGAGAAACCCCGACCACCUUAUUCCUGGUCGGAUCCUCCUUGAUGGCGACUGGAUGUUUGACAAUCCUUUUAUUCCUCUUCCUGCCCAAGUAUAUGGGUCGCAACUUGCGACAUGGAAUGCGAUCCAUUGCCAAUUCUAUGAACCAGAGCACAGCCAGAGAAAGAACCCGUCGCCAACACACCUCAUCUGUUACAACAAGUGUACGGACAUCCGUACGAGGUCCGCCGCCCGGACUGCUUGAACUUCAAGCGCCACUCGAUUUGGAAACUGAGCCAACGAAGGAAAACCGAGAAACUGGGAAGAUGUACAUAACGCGGACCGCUCCUAGGCAGUAG